AUGAUGAAGAAAGCCAAUCAAUACGCCAAUCAUCGUUUUUCGCCUGAAGUCAUUGAAACAGCCGUUUGGUUGUAUCACCGAUUUUCUUUAAGUUUUCGAGGUGUCGAGGAUCUGAUGGCUCAUCGAGGCGUGAUCGUCUCCUACGAAACAGUCCGUCGAUGGUGUAUGAAGUUCGGGCCCGCUAUCAACGCGCACUGA
Chondrus crispus (carragheen) is the source of this 198-nucleotide messenger RNA. RefSeq lists its product as hypothetical. The record is from RefSeq and is a predicted model, not a curated record. NCBI's taxonomy places the organism in Eukaryota, Rhodophyta, Florideophyceae, Gigartinales, Gigartinaceae. The transcript has a single exon. The coding region runs from base 1 to 198 and encodes 65 amino acids.